Messenger RNA from Gadus macrocephalus (Pacific cod), 12595 nucleotides. It is a transcript of the gene wdfy3, whose product is annotated as WD repeat and FYVE domain containing 3. Lineage: Eukaryota; Metazoa; Chordata; Actinopteri; Gadiformes; Gadidae. The record is from RefSeq and is a predicted model, not a curated record. Gene Ontology annotation, molecular function: metal ion binding; protein binding. The transcript has 67 exons. The coding region runs from base 191 to 10885 and encodes 3564 amino acids.
UCAACACGGGACCAGUCUGCUUGUUGGGAUGCUGAUGGUUAAGAUGGCCACCGGCAAAACACGGAGGAGGAACACAUUAGUGACUUAUGGAUAAAGGAGAAGACAACGACGACAUUAAGGACACACUCGGGGAUUAACACCUAUCGUUGGUCUUUAUUGGGCUGGCUCCGGCCUGACGACAGCCCCCAGGAUGAACAUGGUGAAGAGGAUCAUGGGGAGGCCCAGGCAGGAGGAAUGCAGCCCGCAGGACAACGCGCUGGGGCUCAUGCACCUGCGACGCCUCUUCUCCGAGCUCUGCCAUCCCCCGCGUCACAUGACCCAGAAGGAGCAGGAGGAGAAGCUCUACAUGAUGCUUCCUGUCUUCAACAGGGUGUUUGGUAAUGCUCCACCGAGCACCAUGACAGAGAAGUUCUCAGACGUGCUUCAGUUCACCACCCAGGUGUCCAGACUUAUGGUGACGGAGAUCAGGCGCAGGGCCUCCAACAAGUCCACAGAGGCAGCCAGCAGAGCUAUCGUCCAGUUCCUGGAGGUGAACCAGAGUGAGGAGACAAGCAGGGGAUGGAUGCUGCUCUCUACAAUCAACCUACUGGCUUCUUCUGGACAGAAAACAGUGGACUGCAUGACGACCAUGUCGGUGCCCUCCACACUGGUCAAGUGUCUCUACCUGUUCUUCGACCUUCCCAACAUGGCCGACCCACCGGGGGGCCCCGCCCCUCCCCCUCCUCCAGCCCCUCCCCAACAGGACAAGAACUCCGGCAACCCGGAGCUGCCUCUGGCCGACCGCCGCGCCCUGCUGCAGAAAGUGUUUGUUCAGAUCCUGGUGAAGCUGUGUAGCUUUGUGUCUCCGGCGGAGGAGCUGGCCCAGAAGGACGACCUCCAGCUCCUCUUCAGCGCCAUCACCUCCUGGUGUCCUCCUCACAACCUCCCCUGGAGGAGGAGUGCUGGGGAGGUGCUGGCGACCAUCUCACGCCACGGCCUCAGCGUCAACGUGGUCAAGUACAUCCACGAGAAGGAAUGUCUUUCCACCUGUGUCCAGAACAUGCAACAGUCAGACGACCUUUCCCCCCUGGAGAUUGUAGAGAUGUUUGCAGGCCUUUCCUGCUUCCUGAAAGACUCUAGCCACCUUUCCCAGACCCUUCUGGAUGAUUUUCGAAUGUGCCAGGGCUACGCCUUCCUCUGUGACCUCAUGCUCAGACUGGAGCAGGCCAAAGAGGAUGAAUCAAAGGAUGCACUGAAGGACCUCGUCAACCUGGUCACCUGUCUGACCACAUAUGGAGUAACAGAACUCAAGCCCGCCGGAUUGACCACUGGAGCUCCCUUCCUCCUGCCCGGCUUUGUCCUCCCAUUGCCUUCUGGGAAAGGUAACACGGUGAGGAACUUGCAGGCGUUCUCCGUUCUGCAGAACGCCUUCCUGCGUGCCAAGACCAGCAGGCUGGCUCGCAUGGUGCUCGACGCCAUUGCUAACAUCUACGCCGCGGAGCCUGCCAACUACUUCAUCCUGGAGGCGCAGCACACGCUGUCGCAGUUCGCAGAGCGAGUGGCCAAGCUCCCCGAAGCCCAGGUCAAGUACUUUGAGCUCCUGGAGUUUGUGGUCUUCAACCUGAACUACGUCCCCUGUAAGGAGCUCUUCAGUGUCAGUGUGCUGCUCAAGUCCAGUACCUCGCACGCGUGCAGUAGCACCGCUGUCCGCAUGCUACUGAAGCUGGCACGCCACGACGCAGUCUUCAGCGAUGUCCUGCGAGAGGUGGGCCUUCUGGAGGUGCUGGUCAACCUUCUGCACAAGUACACCGCUUUGCUCAAGGACCCUGCGGUACAGCAGAACACGGCGACGCAACAAAACCCGCAGAACAACGAGCAUGGUGACAGUAGGAACAGUUCAGUGGUGGAAGAGCAGAAACAGCUGGCCUGGCUCGUGAUGGAGACACUGACAGUACUUCUGCAGGGCUCCAAUAUCAACGCAGGUCUAUUCAGAGAGUUCGGGGGCGCUCGCUGUGUCCACAACAUCAUCCGUUACCGCCAGUGUAGAGAGCAGGCUCUUCUGAUCAUCCAGCAGCUGGUGGUUUCUCCCAGCGGGGACGAUGACAUGGGAACCCUGCUUGGGCUCAUGACCUCAGCCCCGUGCACCGAGAUGGAGCUGAAGGCUGACAUCCUGAGGGCCCUGUUGACCGUGUUGAGGGAGAGCCAUCGCACACGCACCGUUUUCCGUAAAGUGGGCGGCUUUGUUUACGUGACCUCACUGCUGGUUGCCAUGGAGCGCUCCCUGUGCCAGCCACCGCGACAGGGCUGGGAGCUGGCCAAUCAGAACCAGGUGUUUGAGCUGCUGCUCACCAUCUUCUGCACGCUGACCGCCGCCAUGCGCUAUGAACCUGCAAACUCACACUUCUUCCGCACGGAGAUCCAGUACGAAAAGCUGGCUGAUGCUGUCAGGCUCCUGGGCUGUUUCUCAGACACUAAGAAGCUGGGGCCGACGACCAUCUUCCCCUCCAACGCCCAGCUCUUCCAAAGACUCCUUGAGGAGGAUGUGCCCCCGCUAGGAGGAGCAGGAGAGGGAGUCUGCCCUACCCUUAAACACUGCAGCAAGCUCUUCAUCUACCUGUACAAGAUGGCCACAGAUUCCUUCGACAGUCGUACAGAGCAACUUCCUCCCUGUCUCAGCCAGGAGUCGUCUCUUCCUUCCCCCUGGGGGACUCCAGCGCUGACCAGGAAGAGGCACGGGUACUAUGGCACCUCAGGCCCCCCGGCCCAGGUGAAGGCAGUGAAUGACCUGAAGGUGUACCACGCCAACCCCCAGGCCGGGCCCCCCCAGCCCUCCUCCGACGUGGUGGUCAUUCACCCUGGGGCGGUGCUGGCCAUCCUGGACCUUCUCCCCUCCGUCAGCUCUGACAGCCAACCAGAGCAUGCGCUGGACCUGCAGCUGGCAGUGUCCAACCUGCUGCAGGUGCUGGUGCACAGCGAGAGGAACCAGCAGGUGCUGUGUGAGGCGGGGCUGCACCAGCGGCUGCUGCAGCGCUGUGGCCACGCGCUGGGGGACGAGGACCACCCCCUGCACCCUCCCCUCCAGAGGACCUUCGAGAGGCUGGCCUCCCAGGCCCUGCUGCCCAUGGCCCUCAGGGAGUUCUUGCGGCUGGGCAACCCUCUGAACUGUGGGGCGUGGGAUAAGAAGCUGUUGAAACAGUACCGCGUCCACAAGCCCAGCUCCCUGAGCUACGAUGCUGAGAUGAGAAGCAGCAUGACCACGUCGAUGGAGGGCUUCGGGCCCGACAGCGUGUUUACCACGCCGGGGGAGGACAGCAGUCAGUACCGGAUCAGCCGCAGCCUGGUCCGCUCCAGCGAGGACAGCACCGUCCCCCUCACCCGGGUGAAGUGCCUGGUAUCCAUGACGACGCCCCAUGACAUCCGCUUGCACGGUUCAGCCGUCACCCCGGCCUUCGUAGAGUUUGACACGUCGCUGGAAGGCUUUGGGUGUCUGUUCCUGCCCAGCUUGGCUCCCCACAAUGCCCCCACCAACACCACCUCCAACUCCGCCCUAAGUGAGGGGGCGGUACCAAGCGGCCGAGGAGCAGGGGAGAGGGUGUUCCCCCCAGCGUCCGGCCUCACCUACUCCACCUGGUUCUGUGUGGAGCGCUUUAGCUCCGCCCCCCAUCUCCACCCCCUGCGUCUGCUGACAGUGGUGCGACGGGCAUCGGCCUCAGAGCAGCACUACGUCUGCCUGUCCAUCACCCUUUCGCCUAGCGACCGCUCGCUAUCCGUCUCCACCAAGGAAGAGCUGCUGCACUCCUACUCCGAUGAGUCCAGAGAGGAGGGGUCUUUCUACGAGCUUCUUCCCUGCUGUGCGAGGGUCCGUUGUGCGGACCAGAUCCUGGAGGGCCAGUGGCAUCACCUGGUGGUGGUGAUGAGUAAAGGCAUGCUAAAGAACAGCAUGGCCUCGCUCUACCUGGACGGACAGCUGCUCAGCACUGUCAAGCUCCACUACGUCCAUAGUGUCCCCGGGGGCUCGGGCUCAGCCAACCCCCCGGUGGUGAGCACGGUGUACGGCUACAUCGGUACGCCCCCCGCCCAGCGGCUGGUGUCCUCCCUGCUGUGGCGCCUGGGACCCAGCCACUUCCUGGAGGAGGUGGUGCCCGCUCCUGGGGUCGCCGCCAUCUAUGAGCUGGGACCCAACUACGUGGGCAGCUUCCAGGCUGUCUACCUCCCCUGUAGGGACUCCAAGACGGAGGGUGUUCCCCCCUCUCUGGUGUCUUUGGUCCCAGAGGAGAAGGUGUCCUUCAGCCUCUAUGCCGUCUCCGUCUCCUCUCUCACCGUGGCCAAGAUCAGGAAGGUCUACAACAAACUGGACAGCAAAGCCAUCGCUAAACAGCUCGCCGUGUCGUCUCAUGAGAAUGCCACUCCGGUCAAGUUGAUCCAUAAUGCCGCUGGCCACCUCAACGGCCCCGCCCGCACCAUUGGAGCUGCUGUGAUUGGUUACCUAGGAGUGCGGGCCUUCAUGCCAAAGCCCGUGGCCACCAACCUGCAGUACAUCGGUGGGGCGGCGGCCAUUCUGGGCCUGGUUGCCAUGGCGUCCGAUGUGGAGGGGUUGUACGCAGCAGUCAAGGCUCUCGUAUGUGUUGUUAAGAGCAACCCUCUGGCCAGCAAGGAGAUGGAGCGCAUCAAAGGAUACCAGCUGCUGGCCAUGCUGCUGAAGAGGAAGCGCUGGCUGUUGAACAGUCACAUCCUGCACCUGACCUUCUCCCUGGUGGGCACCGUGGACAGCGGCCACGAGACCUCCAUCAUCCCCAACUCCGCCGCCUUCCAGGACCUGCUCUGUGACUUUGAGGUGUGGCUCCACGCGCCCUAUGAACUCCACCUGUCCCUCUUUGAGCACUUCAUAGAGCUGCUUACUGAAUCCAGCGAGGCAGUGAAGAACGCUAAACUGCUGCGUGAGUUCCAGCUGAUCCCCAGACUCCUGCUGACCCUGAGGGACACGUCUCUCUCCCAGCCCACCGUGGGAGCCAUCGGCCAGGUGCUCAGCCUCCUGCUGCAGGGCUUCCCCCACCCCUACGACCUGCUCAGGUUCGGCCAGUUCAUCUCCUCCACCCUGCCGACGUUUGCUGUGUGUGAGAAGUUUGUUGUCAUGGAGAUCAGCAACGAGGAGAAGAUUGACGGAGGGAAUGACGAGGACUUUGGAGGACUGCUGUCAGCCAACCUGAUCCUUCUGAGGAACCGACUGCUGGACAUCCUGCUGAGACUUCUCUUCACAUCUAAAGACAAGGCCACCAUCAACCCCCAGGCGUGUGACGAGGUGGUGCGGACGCUGGGCUUUGAUUGGCUGCUGAUGUUCCUGGAGGAGCAUGUGCACUCCAGCACGGUGACGGCGGCCCUGUGGAUUCUGGUGGUGCUGCUGUCCCACAACAACAUCCUGCACCGCUUCAAGGAGGGCCUGUGUGGGGGCGGCUGGCUGGACCACACCGACUCAGUCCUCACCAACAAGAUCGGCACCGUGCUUGGUUUCAACGUGGGCAGGAGUGCUGGUGGGCGCUCAACGCUGCGAGAGAUCAACCGAGACGCCUGUCACUUCUCUGGCUUUCCGGUCCUGCAGGCUCUGCUGCCAAAACACACCAACGUCCCCGAGAUCUACUUCCUACUGAUGGCCCUUUUCCUGCAGCAGCCUGUUACUGAGAUGCCUGACAGCCUCCAGGCACAAUUCGACCUGGACUCCAUCUGGACCUUUAUCUUCGGGGUCCCUGCGUCCAGCGGGGCGGCCCAUGUGGGUUCCCUGCAGAACGUCUGCACCGAGGCAGCCUUCCUGCUGCUGGCCAUGCUGCGUAGCAUGCUGAACCUGCCCUGGCAGUCUGAGGAGGGGUCUUGGCUCAGGGAAUACCCCAUCACCCUCAUGCAGUUCUUCAGGUACAUGUACCACAACGUGCCUGACCUCACACCCAUGUGGCACAGCUCAGAGUUCCUGUGUGCUCUGGCAGCCAGCGUCUUCCCCUUCAACAUCAGACCCUACUCUGAGAUGGUGAGUGAUCUAGACGACGAGACGGGGUCUCCUACAGAGGAGUUCAAGGGCUUUGCCGGAGACUCUGGGAUGAACCGGAGCCAGUCUGAGUAUUGCAAUGUGGGAUCUAAGACCUACCUGACCAACCACCCCGCCAAGAAGUACGUGUUUGACUUCAUGAGGGUGCUGAUCAUGGACAACCUGUGCACCACCCCGGCCACCAAGCAGACCCCUGUACUGGACCUGCUGCUGGAGGCGUCUCCGGAGCGUUCCACCAGGACCCAGCAGAAGGAAUUCCAGUCGUUCAUCCUGGAUGGAGUCAUGGACCACCUGCUGGCAGCUGACCUACUCCUCGGUGAGGACUCCUCCCUGGCCGUCAGUAGUGGCGGCAGCUACCAGACGCUGGUCCACAACAUCUUCUACUUCAGCCAGCGUGUGGUGGACAAGCUGUGGCAGGGCAUCUUCAACAAGGACUCCAAGCUGGUGGUGGACUUUAUAGUGCAGCUCAUAGGACAGUCCAAGCGGCGGUCGCAGGGCGUGUCUCUGGACUCGGUGUACCACAGUCUGAACCGCACCGUGCUGUUCCAGCUCUGCAGGCCUCACAAGACCGUGGCCCAGCAGGUGGCCCUGCUGGACGCCCUCAGGGUGCUCACAGUCAACCGGAACCUGGUGCUGGGGCCCGGCAACCACGACCAGGAGUUUAUAGCCUGCCUAGCUCAUUGCUUCAUCUGUCUGCAUACCGGCAGCGGUGUGGAGGGUUUCGGUCUGGAGGCAGAAGCUCGCAUGACCACCUGGCAUGUGAUGAUGCCGGCUGAGAACCAAUCAGACGCAAGCAGUAACCAGGAAGUCAGCGAAGGCCGCCAGCUGCUCCUGAAGGCGGUGGCCCGUGUGUGGACCGAGCUGAUGCACAGUAAGCGAAGCAUGCUGGAGGACAUCUUCAAGGUGUCCCUGCCCUCCAACGACCGGGGCCACGUGGACGUGUCCACCGCCCGGCCCGCCCUGGAGGAGCUGGCCCUCAGGAGCUGGCAGAACCAACUGGCCCAAGAGAAGAAGCUGAUUGGUCGAGGUGAGGCCGUGACUCCGGCCAGCCAAUCAAAGCUGUCGAGGGUCAGCAGUGGGUUCGGUCUUUCGAAACUCACUGGGGUCCGUCGCCACAAGAAAGACCCCAGCCUCAACAAGAACCAGCUGUCUGCCCAGGAAACCUUCCAGUGGAUGUUUACCCACAUCGCCGUGGUGAGAGACCUGCUGUCCAUACAGUUUAAGGAGCAUCAGGAGCGACAGCAGACCUGUCUGAAGUACGUGACGGAGGAGUGGGCUGGUAUCGAGUACGAGCUGCUUAGAGAGCGGGGUCUCUGGGGCCCGCCCAUCGGCUCCCACCUCGACAAGUUUGUCCUGGAGAUGACGGAGGGGCCCUGCCGCAUGAGGAAGAAGAUGGUCCGCAACGACAUGUUCUACAUUCACUACCCCUUCGUCCCGGAGCCGGAGCCCAACCCCCCCAACUCCACACAGAUUCAGAAGCCCCAGCGGUACCGGCGUGCCAUCAGUGCGGACAGUAAGGAGUACUACAUGAGGCUGCUGUCUGGAAACCCGGGCAUGUACCAGCACUCCCUGGAGCCCAGCGCCCCCGGGGAGACCAACCACACAGAGCCCGAGCACGGAGAGGACACCAUCGCCAGGGUCAAAGGUCUGGUCAAGGCUCCUCUGAAGCGGUCUCGCUCCACGGCAGACGGGGGAGACGAGGACAGCCAGGAUCUGACCCAGGACCAGCUGCUGGAGGCAGGAGGACCUGAGGAGGAGGAGAGGACCGACAACACCUCCCUGCUGCGCCUCCUCGAGGAGGGAGAGAAGAUCCAGCACAUGUACCGGUCCGCGCGGGUCCAGGGCCUCGACACUAGCGAGGGCCUGCUGCUGUUUGGGAAGGAACACUUCUACGUGAUCGACGGAUACACCAUGACCGUCUCCAGGGAGAUCAGGGACAUAGACACCCUGCCCCCCAACUUGCAUGAGGCCAUCAUCCCCCGGGGUGCGCGGCAGGGCCAGAGCCAGCUGAAGAGAACCGCCAGCAGUUUUGCCUACGAAGACAUCAAGGAAGUACACAAGAGACGCUACCUGCUACAGCCCAUGGCGGUGGAGGUGUUCUCAGCAGACGGAAGGAACUACCUUCUUGCCUUCCAGAAGGGUGUCCGCAACAAAGUCUACCAGAGGUUCCUGGCGGUGGUGCCAUCGUUGGCUGACAGCUCUGAGUCGGUCUCAGGCCAGAGACCCAACACCAGCGUAGAGCAAGGGUCUGGCCUUCUCAGCACCCUGGUCGGGGAGAAGUCUGUGACCCAGCGUUGGGAGAGAGGCGAGAUCAGUAAUUUCCAGUACCUGAUGCAUCUGAACACACUGGCGGGCCGCUCCUACAACGACCUGAUGCAGUACCCCGUCUUCCCCUGGGUGCUGGCCGACUACGACUCACAGGAGUUGGACCUGAACAACCCGGCUACCUUCAGGAACCUGGCCAAGCCCAUGGGCGCCCAGACGGACGACCGCCUCACCCAGUACAAAAAGCGUUUCAAGGACUGGGAGGACCCCAACGGGGAGACACCAGCGUACCACUAUGGGACCCACUACUCCUCCGCUAUGAUCGUAGCUUCGUACCUGGUCCGCAUGGAGCCAUUCACACAGAUCUUCCUGAGACUACAGGGCGGUCACUUUGACCUGGCGGAUCGCAUGUACCACAGUGUGAGAGAGGCCUGGCUCUCCGCCUCCAAACACAACAUGGCCGACGUCAAGGAGCUCAUCCCAGAGUUCUUCUACCUGCCAGAGUUCAUGCUCAACUCCAACAACUUUGACCUGGGAGCGAAGCAGAACGGCACCAAGCUGGGAGACGUCAUCCUCCCGCCCUGGGCCAAAGGAGACCCCCGCGAGUUCAUCAGGGUUCACAGACAGGCCCUGGAGUGCGACUACGUGUCGGCCCACCUCCACGAGUGGAUCGACCUGAUCUUUGGCUUCAAGCAGCAGGGCCCACCGGCGGUGGAGGCGGUCAACGUGUUCCACCACCUGUUCUACGAGGGCCAGGUGGACAUCUACAACAUCAACGACCCCCUGAAGGAGACCGCCACCAUCGGCUUUAUCAACAACUUUGGACAGAUCCCAAAGCAGCUCUUUAAGAGGGCCCACCCUCCCAAGCGUGUUCGAGGCCGGACCAACGGAGAGCCAGCUGGCCUUCCUCUCAGCUUCUUCUUCCAUCACCUUGACAACCUGAGGCCCUCGCUCGCCCCGCUCAAAGAGCUGAAGGAGCCAGUUGGACAGAUCGUGUGUACUGAUAAGGGCAUAGUGGCGGUGGAACAGAACAAGGUUCUAGUCCCUCCUUCUUGGAGCAAAACCUUUGCUUGGGGAUAUGCUGACCUCAGCUGUCGCCUCAGCAACUACGAGUCAGACAAGGCAUCGGUGGUGUACGAGUGUUUGUCUGAAUGGGGGCAAAUCCUCUGUGCCAUAUGUCCGAACCCCAAGCUUGUCAUCACUGCCGGCACCAGCACCAGUAUCUGUGUGUGGGAGAUGGGCACAUCCAAAGAGAAAGCCAAGUCUCUCACGCUAAAGCAGGCAUUGCUGGGCCACACAGAUGCGGUGACGUGUCUGAUGGCCUCCUCGUCGUACCACAUGGUGGUCAGUGGCUCCCGGGACAGGACCUGCAUCAUCUGGGACCUCAACAAGCUGGCGUUCGUCACGCAGCUCCGCGGGCACCGGGCCCCUGUCUCCGCUCUCUGCAUCAACGAACUGACAGGGGACAUUGUUUCGUGCGCGGGGACCUACAUCCACGUGUGGAGCAUCAACGGCAGCCCCAUCUCCAGCGCCAACACCUUCACGGGCCGCAGCCAGAACAUCCUCUGCUGCUGCGUGUCGGAGAUGAAUGAGUGGGACACGCAGAACGUCAUCGUGACUGGGCACUCCGACGGCGUCGUCAGGUUCUGGAGAAUGGAAUUCCUCCAAGUCCCAGAAACCCCUGCACCAGAGCCCGUGGAAGCGGACGUCCCAGACUGCUGUCCGGAAGAGAAAAUUGCUGAGGGGGCUGUGACCCACCAAGGGGAGGAGGAGAGCAGUGAGUCGGACGGCGAUGAGCCCAGUCUCAACCCGGAGCCUAAGACUCCUCCCAGUGCCUCUAACGCAGGAGACAGCCACCCAGGCAGCGCUGUUCACAGACCUAAAGGUCCUGGAGUCCGCAGCGGUCCCUCCUGGUCUCUGGACAGCGGUUCAGAUGACUCCCGCCACUGGUCAGACACCCUCAGCACCGACGAGAAGGACGGCUUCGUCUUCAUCAACUACUCUGAGGGCCAGAGCAGACCUGGCAGGCCACCUGGGGGGCCCCAACCCCCAGGGGGGGGGCAGCACCCAGGGGGGGGGCAGCACCCAGGGGGGCCCAAGCAGCCAGCCCAGCCAGCCCCCUCCCAGCCCCCCUCAGGGUCUGUUCCACAAACGGCCCCCCAGCCUGGAGCUGGGGAAGCUCGACCUUACAGCCAGCUGAGGACAGGGUACAGAUGGGAGAGGCAGCUGGUGUUUCGUAGCAAACUCACCAUGCACACGGCAUUUGAACGCAAGGACAACGGAACGCCGGCGGAAAUCACUGCACUGGCCAUCUCCAAGGACCACAGUAAGGUGAUGGUGGGGGACGGCCGGGGGCGUGUGUUCAGCUGGUCGGUGAGCGAGCAGCCGGGCCGGUCGGCAGCGGACCACUGGGUGAAGGACGAGGUGGGGGACAGCUGCUCCGGCUGCAGUGUCCGCUUCUCCCUCACAGAGAGACGCCAUCACUGCAGAAACUGUGGACAGCUCUUCUGCCACAAAUGCAGUCGUUUCCAGUCUGAGAUCCGCCGGCUGAAGAUCUCGUCUCCAGUGAGAGUGUGUCAGACCUGUUACCAGACCCUGCAGAACUAACUCACAAGCGCACAUCACACACACACACACACACACACACACACACACACACACACACACACACACACACACACACACAGUCCACCGCUACCCUUCACUGCUCCCAUCCUAUCAACCAUGUGGCAUGAGUAACAAGACUGAAGAGGAAAAUGUGUCAACAAAAGAAGAGCAAGUCUGAAGAUGUGAGACCAGGUUGGAAGGCCUCUUUCUUCCUAUAGUGUACACACACACACACACACACACACACACACACACACACACACACACACACACACACACACACACACACACACACACACACACACACACACACACACACACACACACACACACACACACACACACACACACACUAACCGCCCAUGAGCAAGGGAUCAAAGGAGAAACAGAAAGAGCUACUAGCUGUAACAUAGCGCUUAGCUUUCUGGCUAACUUCUUCUGGCUUAAAAACAUAACAAAUUGAUAACGAGCCGCUAACGGCUAGUCACUUAGCAAGCAGGCGAACACCUCCUGGGGGAAUGUAAAUAUUCUAAAUGUUUGUACUCGUGGCUCUAGUUAUGCAAUGACUUCAUGUCUUUAUAUUUUUUUACUAUUUCAUCAUUUUGGUUGUUAAAAAAUCGGUUAUGUUUUUGUGUUGCCCACAGUGUCCAAUCGUUGUUCUGCCAAACAGACCGCCACACAUCACUCCUACCUAAUCUCUGUCAUUUGACAUGAAGUUAUCAUUUGACACAUUCUUAUCAUGCAAUGUUCCAUGAAAUGCAUUCACCACUAUAUUAGGUCUGUGAUGUAUUCUACACUAUCACCAUACACUAUAUGUGCUCUUUCACUCUCUGUCUCUCUGUGACUCUGCCUCUCUCACUCUCUCUUUGUCUUUCUCUUUUUUUCUUGCUCUUUCUGGCUUUCUCUCUCUGCCGUGUAUAAAAGUGUCAUAAAGUGAUGACACUGUAGUGGGUCUGUAAUAAAUCAUGUCGGACGAUAAUAACUAUGAAGAAUAUACCUUACCCUAUAUAUGAAUACACUCUGUAUAACUACAAACCCGAGAUAUGACAUGGUAUGGUAUGAAGAUAUUAACGCAUCUCUAACCCCAAGGGGGCGCUGUGGGUAGACCUUACUGCUGCUUUCUUGGUUAAAAGAAAUAUACUUUUUUUUUCUCCUUUGUAUGUAGUUCCUAACACGCAUACACACACACACAAACACACACUAAACCUGCCGUAUAUAUGCACUCUUAAUACUAAUAAUUGUGAUUCUUCAUGCUCUCUCAUGUAUGUACUGUACACUAGCUCCUGUUAAGCACCGUGCGCCCGUCUCCACCUCCUCCGCACCUUCACGUGUACAAAACAAAUCAUGUUUUUAUGAAAUGCAGUUUUAUGUUACGCGCCAUUAUUUAGGAGGGAGGGUGCAAUUCGACGCAGCGAAAAUGAACUGUACAAAGUAUUUAUGCAAUUAUAAUUGAUUUUUGAUUGUUUUUUUAUGAUGAGUUACUUGUUGCAUGUCUGAGCAGCCAUAAUGUUCCUGGUUGCUCUCUGGUCAUAUAAAGAUGAUUUUAUUUCGUUUGAGGCAUUAUCUUAAAAGGAGCACCACAACAGUAUCUGGUGCAAUGAAUGUUUCUUGUAUAUUUGUCUAAUGGGAAAAUAAAACCCUAACAAUACGUUAAAAUAAUGCAAUAGAUUGGUUAUUAUUUUAAUUUCAAUAAAUAAUUGCUGUUUACCA